This is a messenger RNA of Annulohypoxylon maeteangense, 4362 nucleotides long. RefSeq names its product ALG6, ALG8 glycosyltransferase family-domain-containing protein. The record is from RefSeq and is a predicted model, not a curated record. Bases 1 to 4362 code for a protein of 1453 amino acids. Gene Ontology annotation, molecular function: hexosyltransferase activity. The transcript is spliced from 11 exons. NCBI's taxonomy places the organism in Eukaryota, Fungi, Ascomycota, Sordariomycetes, Xylariales, Hypoxylaceae.
AUGACUGAAAUAUACCCUACUAUUGCGCAGUGCGCAAUAGUCGCGACUGCUUUUAAGAUCCUCCUCUUCCCUGCAUACAAAUCCACCGACUUUGAGGUGCAUCGAAAUUGGUUAGCUAUCACGAAUAGUCUACCUAUAUGGGAAUGGUAUUACGAAAAGACUUCUGAAUGGACUCUUGACUAUCCGCCCUUCUUCGCAUAUUUCGAAUGGAUUCUUUCUCAAGUAGCAAAGCUGGCGGAUCCCGCCAUGCUUCGAGUCUACAAUCUCGGGUACGAUAGCUGGCAGACAGUAUACUUCCAAAGAUUUACCGUCAUCGCUACCGAGCUGAUACUAGUAUAUGCUUUGCAAUUGUUCGUCGAGUCUUCGCAUGGAGUUACCAAGCGUGCAGCACAAGCUGCUGCAAUCUCGGUUCUCCUUUCUCCAGGUCUUCUGAUCAUAGACCAUAUUCACUUCCAGUAUAAUGGAGCUAUGUACGGCGUGCUGAUACUGUCCUUGGUUUUGGCCCGGCACAAGUCAGGCCUUCUAGUCAGCGGUCUCGUAUUCGCAGCGCUACUAUGCAUGAAGCAUAUAUAUCUCUAUCUUGCGCCAGCAUAUUUCGUCUAUCUUUUGAGGACUUAUUGUCUCUCGUCCCACUCCAUCUUCCGAAUACAGUUCCUUAACUGUGUGAAAUUAGGAUCUGGUAUCCUUAGCAUAUUUGGGUUGGCAUUUGGUCCAUUUGCUAUCAAGAAUCAAAUACCACAGAUUCUAAGUCGGCUCUUCCCAUUUUCCCGCGGACUUUGCCAUGCGUACUGGGCGCCAAAUGUGUGGGCAAUGUAUUCUUUUGUGGACCGGGUGUUGAUAUUUGUUGCACCGCGGCUUGGGUUGCCGGUUAAGGAGGAAGCUAUCAACAGCGUCACAAGAGGUCUAGUCGGGGAUACGGCAUUCGCGGUGCUCCCCGAGGUCACUCCCAGCAUCUGCUUCGCACUCACUCUUAUCUUCCAGGUUAUCCCCCUGGUGAAGCUCUUCUUGCGUCCCAAAUGGGAUGUUUUCAUUGGGGCAGUCACUCUCUGUGGCUAUUCCUCAUUCCUCUUCGGAUGGCACGUUCAUGAAAAAGCCAUUCUUCUCGUGAUCAUUCCUUUUAGCUUGAUUGCUCUUAAGGAUCGACGGCAUCUUAGUGCAUUCCGUCCCUUGGCAGUAUCCGGCCACGUCUCGCUUUUCCCAUUACUCUUCACCCCUGCGGAGUUUCCCAUCAAGACAGUUUAUACGAUAUUCUGGUUGGUUUUAUUUUUAAUGGUAUUUGACCGCACAGCUUCUGCCUCGAAGCGACAGAGGUUCUUUCUCUUUGACCGGUUUGCCAUCUUGUAUAUCACAAUCAGCAUACCCCUGAUUGUAUACUGUUCAUUGGUGCAUCAAGUUAUAUUCGGCAAGAGUUACGAAUUUUUGCCUCUGAUGUUCAUGAGCUCUUAUUCAGCCAUAGGAGUGGUUGGUAGCUGGGUAGGUUUCAUGGUAGUGUAUUUUACAUCGGAUUACCCUGAACUGGUUCUUUUUAAACGCAAGCCGGUGCAGUUUCUGCAAACCCCACCGGUUGAAGAUGAAUCUACAGAAGUAUGGUGUAUUCAAACGACAGGUGAAAUCUUCAUGACUUAUGAAGCAUAUCUCUCUCGCAUGGAAUUUUACAACUUGCCACGCUUUAUCUGUCAGAUAACCGGCCAUUCUGGCUUAACCUUCUUUGAAGCAUUGAAGAGCGAGCAUAAUGGUGCUCAGGAGGUCGAACAAGCCUUUCCAGAAGCUCUGAAGGCCCCAGUUCUCCGAAGGGUCCAGUUCCAGACGAUAUCCCGAAUCGAUACGUUAGUCGACAUGGUGUUUGACGAAUUCAAGGCGGAUUAUUACCCUGGCGAGGUUGUAAUGGUUCAAAUGACAACUGGCGAACGUUUGACAGGAACUGUGAGGGAUAAGGCUCGUCUAGGAAGUAAGGUUCUACCUGACGGAACCCUCACACAACCGUUUUCUCGCUACAGUAUAAGCCCAGACGGCAACCAAGGACGAGAUGUAACAGUGGAUGGUGCUCAGAUCUUCCGGGAUAGAAAGAUCUUUACGAAGUCGGUCCUUAGAUCCUUCAUUAAGAAGACUGUAACCAGGGAAGCAUGGACCGGCGCACCUUGGUUGGUUAAGCACGACGUUGCUGCACAAUAUCAUAUCGACACCCGAGUACCCCCUCAUCUACGAUAUGACAACAAGUUGCUUGAGCGAAAGCAACAUCAAGCGCAGAGGAAAGCGUUGCACCCGAUGAACGGAGCACAGGAGAUGAACGGCAUGGGUGCUUCUUUCCAGAAUUUCGGCCCAGCUCGAUUACCAGAGCUGAAACCUGCACCGAAGAGCCAUAAGGCGGCGAAGACUCACCAUAGCGAGCCUCCCCAGCCAGACCUGAACGGUCAGCAUGAUUCUGGAAUGUACCUUGCACAGAAUCAUGGCCCGCUCCCACCGGCCCCGGGAAACAAUCCUUUCCACUUUCCUGUUCCCUUUCGGAAUAGUAUGCCACCACCGCCCCUUGUCGCUCACCCUCAACCGGAGCUUCCACCUCCACCCCCUCCUAUCAAGUAUCCCAUCGAGGAUUUACAGAUUGAGCCACGCGACGAUUACGUUCGUCCAACGUUGAAGUUCAUGUGCAGUGAUCCACCAGAAGGCGUUAUUGAUAGUGGUGCUCAAAACGACAAGGUCCUGAUGAAGUCUAUUGGACCAUUGCUAGAGACCUGGGAUACACUGAACGUCUUCUGUGAAGUCUACAAGUUAGAUUCAUUCACCUUUGAUGAUUUUGUCCAGGCGAUGGAAAUCAGCAAGGAAGAUAACCCUUGUCAGUUAUUUACGGAGAUCCACUGCGCACUUCUGAAACAGAUCGUGAGCUCUGAACAGGACGGCGGUAAACUUCUAGUCGACCUGCCGGAUCUUGACGAGGACGAAGACGAUGAUCCGGAUGAAAGUGCGGCUCCAAGCCCCGAGCCGGAGCCCGAACCGAAGCCGACAGGACGUGCUACUAGAAGUAGUCUAGCGAAACUGGAGGCAGAAAGGAUGAAGGCUGAGGCUGCAGCUGCAGAAAAAUCGCCGGAGCCCCAGAUCAAGCAUCGUGCUACUGAUGUUCUAACUGACUUUGACUGGAUCGAGCGAUUGAGAGAUCGCAAUUUCCAGGAUGGGGGUUGGGAGCUGAUCAUGGUCGGACUCCUGCAUCAAUUAUCUAAGAACCCGCGAUACACCGAGGUCUGCGAGGACUUGCUGUGUCACCUCGUACCUCCUGAUAUCGAGCCUAGCCAGGAAACGGUUAAGCAGCAGUACAGCGAGCUUGACUUGAACCUUCGUAUCUCUGCUCUUCGGAUAAUAUGUCUAUUGACUGUAGACACCAAGGCCUUUCGCGGCUAUAUGGAAGAGUGUGGCGAGACGAUGACCGGUUACAGGAAGGAGAAGAUUGAGUGGCAACGGCAACGUAAACAAGCGAUCGAGGAUUUGAAAGGCCUCAACGAGCAACGCAAGAUUCUCCUCCCCGAAAACAUGCCACCCUCGCCACCGGCUGAGGAAGCCGAGGUACCGAAGACUAAUGGCGAUGUCAAGAUGGCCGAUGCCGACGAGUCUCCCGAAGAGCCAAGCGAAGAGGCUGGGGACAGUGACAUAGAUGUCAACGCUCGUCGAAACACUCGACGAGGUGGUAACCGUGCCGCGGAACGUCAGCGUAAACGGGAGGAGCUCGAGCGCAAGAAAGAGGCUGAAUUAGCCGCUGCUAAGAUGCCUAAGCAAUCCAAGCAAUUUGUGAGACUCCUCAAAGACAUCCAAAAAAAGCAGGAUGUUGUCAAGAAAUGCGAGGAAGAGAUAGCGAUUAUCGACAACGAUCUUCGAGAAGCGGAUUGUGCCCGAACCCGGGUUCUCGGUAAGGAUAGAUUUUGGAAUCGCUAUUACUGGUUCGAGCGUAAUGGCAUGCCUUACGGCGGUCUACCUACCAGUUCAACGGCCGACGCAGGCUAUGCAAACGGCUGCAUCUGGGUUCAAGGGCCCGUUGAUAUGGAACGGGAAGGAUACAUAGACACCCCCGAGGAGUACCAACAGGAAUACAAGGCCAAGUUCAAAAUGACCGUACCCCAGAGAAAAAAGAUGGAAGAAGGCCGUACCAGCGUAUUCAACGCGACCCAAUGGGGCUACUACUCAGAUCCUAGCGAAGUAGAUUCGCUUCUGAAUUGGCUUGACGCCCGGGGAUUUAACGAGGCCAAAUUGAGGAAGGAGAUCCUCACUUACAAAGAUAAGAUCGUUAUGCAUAUGGAGAACCGAGCGAAGUAUCUCGGCCAAGGAGACCGGAAAGGGCGACCCGAAACGAAUGACGACCCGUACGAAGGCGCAUUCUAG